GUUGUCACAAGCUGAAGGAUGCUGGGUCGAAGUGCGCAAGGGCUCAGGGCAUCGUGCGCGGUGGCGUCCCGAUGCAUGUCGUCUGUGCAAUUCAACGAAGAUGCCAGAAGAAACAGCAGCGCCAUUGAGAGAGCUGUCGCCGAAGCGACAGCGUUACUGAGGCAGCGAUUGCACGAUGCCGAGGUCGAGAAUGCCCAGCUUCGAUUGGCAUUGAAGAAUGCAACCAUGCAUCGGCCCGAUCAACCGCCGAGCGUGGUGAAAGCAAAGACUCCUGCGGCGUCUGCCACGGUGAAACCACGUGCGUCGUUGGUGGAACACAAACCAGCAGGCCUUGAUGCAACCGACUGCCUUCGACCUGUCCAAGAAGAGGCAGCAGGAUUUCCCACCGAAGCCAAGAUGAAGAGCGACCUGUACGGCGGCUCCACACCCGUUCAAUUCUACUUUCGUCUGAUCGAAUGCACAAGAAAGUACAUGCUGUCUCCCAAACUCCGAAAGACUCUGUCAACGAUGCCGCUGCUGGAAAUGUCGUGGACGUCCAAGGAAGCGCCAGCGAUCCUGACGGCUCUGGUUUUGCUGGACCGUCUGAACGACGCCAAGGUGUUUGCGUCCCGGUACGGAUCGGACUUGGCACUCCAGCACCGCUUCAUGGCCCAAGCAUCCCGCGUCAAGUGUCCCGACGUCGCUAUUUCCAUCCUCGCCAACGUGGCAGACGUCCACUCGGCCGACGCGAUCGAUGCUUAUUUAUACACCGGGGCGAUCUCGGCUUGCAGCAACGGGCCCGCCGAGUUUGUCCCGAUGGCGUUUGAAUUGUUCGAGGACUUGAUCCGCGCGCCCCACGUCGAUGCCACUGCGCUCACGUACGCCGCUGUGCUCAGCGCGUGUUCGCGUCUGGACAAAUGGGACUACGCGAUGCGCGUGCUGCGGAUGAUUCAAGCACUGCCGGAUCGAGCGGACGUGAUCGCGACCGUGAUCCAAACAGUGGGGCUGGCCAACCAUCACGAAUUCGCGUUUCGGUUGUUCAAGUUUGCGUUGGACGCCCACCUGCCGCUGCCGGAGCGGGCCGUGCGGGUGGCGCUGUCGUCGUGCGCCAAAGUGUCGAAUCGAGACAGCGCCGUCGACCGCCUGGACAAGUUGCUGCAGUCGGUGCUGUCACCGUCCGCUGCGACGCCGUCGUAUUCGCUCAAGCUGUACAACGCGCUCAUUGCCGCUUAUGCCAACCUCGAGCCGGCCACGAGCUUUGACGUGUACGAUGCGUUGCACGCACGCGGAUUCGUUCCCGACAUUUACACGUACAACAGCGUGCUGCUCGCUUGCGUCCGCGCCCGGGACAUUCCCCGCGGCCUCGCACUCUUCCGCGCCAUGCCGGUGCAAUUCGACCUCGUCACGAUCUGUACAAUGCUGCAACUGUGUCGCCAGUCCAGCAACGACGUCGACGCGGCCGUGCAAAUGGCCACGGACCUGUACUUUGACGGGCUGAAUGCGUUUGGGCCGUCCAUCACGCUCUACGAAGAGUAUUUGGAGACCCUCGUCGAGCACGAGCGCGUCGAGAUGGCCGUUCAGUUGUACGACAAGAAUCGCCGACUCGCCGACUUUAUGCGAACGUCCAAGUUGCUCAACCUGUUGCUUCGUGCAACCAAGCACGACGUUGCAACAGCUCAGCGCAUCUUUGACGACUUUGCCAAUCGCAACGUCCCGGUUGCGUCCGUGAGCUGGAACCACCUGAUGGCGGCAUACAUCGCCGCCAACGACCUCGGCCGCGCCGAACAGGUCUUGAUCAAGAUGCAGCAGCUCCAGGUCGCAACUGUCUUUAGCUACCAGCUUCUCAUGGCGGCGUACUACAACUCGAAGGAGUACACGCACUGCGCUCGCAUAUUCGACCAAUUCGACGGCCUCCGGUUCCAGCGCAUGCACUCGGGCAUCCACGCGAAGCCGCAAAAAGUGCCCCAAUCCGGCGUGGUCAUUCUCGCGUCGCGAGCACUGUACGAACUCAAGGACUAUCGUGCUGUUGUGGCCAUGGCGCCGUCGUUCCAUGCGCCGCGGCUGAGCCAGCUCACGGACGGGUGCAAGAAGGAGCUCGUUCGACAAGCCAUUCUCGCCAGCGAACAACUCGACGACUGGCAAUCGUGCGUUCAGUUGUACGGCGAGAUGGUGCGUGCCGGCGUGUCCGACGUGAAGGCGUACGAGGCGACUGUGCGAGCCGUCGCCAAGGCUGGCGAGUUUGAGGCCGCCCUCGACGUGAACGGUGGCGACUGGUACCGCAAUGACCGUCACGACAAGCACUCGAAAGGGUGGUUUGCGCCCCAAGACGACUGACAACGAUAUAGACUGUUAGAUAGAGUGCCCUCGAACACAUCGACGGCGUUGCCCUUGACACAGUGUUCGUUGUUGACAUGAUUCUCGCGCGAUAUCAUGCAGGCGCUAAAAACCUGCGGGAAGA
Molecule: messenger RNA, 2437 nt
Organism: Aphanomyces invadans
Lineage: Eukaryota; Oomycota; Saprolegniomycetes; Saprolegniales; Verrucalvaceae
Exons: 3
Coding region: 19-2313 (764 amino acids)
Molecular function (GO): protein binding
Source: RefSeq, a predicted model, not a curated record